Molecule: messenger RNA, 1141 nt
Organism: Podarcis muralis (Common wall lizard)
Lineage: Eukaryota; Metazoa; Chordata; Lepidosauria; Squamata; Lacertidae
Source: RefSeq, a predicted model, not a curated record
AUGGCAAAGCUGUGGCUAUGUGGGAUGCUGAUCGGCCCUGCUGCAGCCCUUUGGUUGACGGUGCCUGAACCUCUGAUUUCCAUCUCGGAAGGUAAUACAGCCUUGCUCUCUGCCUCGUUGACUUUCCUGGCUUCGGUGCCGGGCUACUUCCAGGUGCGAUGGCGUUUUGUCACGGGCCAUCAGGUGGUGCUGAUUCUCAUGGCGGAUAACUGCUUGGCAGGGAAUGGUACCCGGUCCUGGAAGGACUAUUGCAAAUUCAGCAUUAGGAAAACAGACAAAUACAGACACCGUGCAGAAUUCUCCUCUGAGGAUGCUUCUCUGUUACUCAAGGAUGCGAGAGCUGAGGAUUCUGGGAUUUACUGCAUCACCUUGCUGGCAUUGGACGUGAUGCUGUCGGCUAACAUCAGCCUAACAGUGACCAAGGCAGAAGCAAACAAUACCAAAUACAAGGGCGUACGAUUUCUAGAAGAGGAGAGAAGUGGAAUGCAUAUCAGCAAAAGUACAGGAGCGACAGGGAUGAACACGUCAACCGAUCAGGCUGAGAGUUCGUCUAACAGGCCAGUUCUGGCAUCUCCCCCAAUGAACGUGGGUGCUUCUGUCUCUUUCACAAAGGCAGCAAGUGACAGUGACUCUACGGUCUCCAACAUCAUUCAUUUGAGCUUAGCGGCCUUGAUUGUCUGUCUCCUUGGCCUGAUCAUAGCAGAGCAUGUUUCCUUCACGUCCUUCAGCGAGAGACACUCAGCAACCAGGGAUGGAAGUGGAGCCAAACUGUAUCGAGAGGGGAUGGAGUGCCCCUUUCCUUCUACGCCAGGCAACAUCUCCCUGCUUCUGGAGAUGCCAAGUUCAGAUAAUCUGAGAGAGCCAUAUUAUUCCAUUGUUCACUGAUCACCUUCAGUCCUUCUCUACAGUAUGAGAUUUCUGUUGCCUUUUCAUCGACUGAAGCGCUUAUGUGAUUAUAGGUGGGUUUAUAUAUGAGAGGCUAAGGCUGCGAUCCUAUACUCAGGUGAGCAAGUGCUACUGAACUUAGUGGGGCUUCCUACCAUUGAAGGAAAGAGCCAUCUUCUUAUGCAUUCAUAGGCAAUCCAAAAUUCCUAACACAGGAGUGGCUGGGGGCGGUGUUGCUUGCAAUGGAGCAAGAUGC